Messenger RNA from Plasmodium fragile, 3168 nucleotides. RefSeq lists its product as uncharacterized. The transcript has a single exon. The record is from RefSeq and is a predicted model, not a curated record. NCBI's taxonomy places the organism in Eukaryota, Apicomplexa, Aconoidasida, Haemosporida, Plasmodiidae. The coding region runs from base 1 to 3168 and encodes 1055 amino acids. Gene Ontology annotation, biological process: maturation of SSU-rRNA from tricistronic rRNA transcript (SSU-rRNA, 5.8S rRNA, LSU-rRNA). Gene Ontology annotation, cellular component: small-subunit processome; nucleolus. Gene Ontology annotation, molecular function: U3 snoRNA binding; rRNA binding.
AUGGGGAAGAGAACGCGGCGAGGGAAAAGGAAAAUCACCUCGCUGAACGAGCUGUACGAACUGGAGUAUGUAAAAAAAGAAAAAAAAAAAAAAUUGAAACAACUCAGCUCAUUUAAAGUUAAGAAGAAUGACGAACCCGGUAUAGAAGCAAACCAAGAAAGAGACACAAAGGGCAAACAAAUUAACCCCUUGAUUCUUGAGGAGUACAAAAAAUUGAAGGAACUCGAAGAAGGACCGACUCGACAAAAGGGAAAAGAAACAGAUGGAAAGGAAAAGAAAAAUAAAUCAGCCUAUGCAACCUUUUUGCAAAUUUUAAAAAAAAAAGAACAGCAGGAAAGAGGAACCAAGGGAGACACGAGUGAUCAUGUUAAGAAAAAAAAAAAACAUUUAAAGGCCCGACCCGCUUUAGCAGAUACUUGCGAAGGGUCCUCCUCCGAUGAAGAAGCAAACCGGGAAAACUCUCCUAAUAAGGAGGAAGCCAAAGAAGGCACCCCAAACCUUCAGAACAAAGAGUCCAAAAUUAAUGUGCCAAAAAAUGUAGAUGACUUGUACAUGUCUUUUCUAAUAAGAAGUGUAAAAAGUCAGAGGAGCCAACAGAUCGGCAGAAGGAGCUCCCCUCCAAAAUGGAACAGUUGCCAAGGUAGGGAAAAAGCAACUGAGGGGAUGAGCCCAACGGAUGAUUGCUCUAUGAACAGGAGCGAAACACACAGCGAAGAAGCUCCGGAAGGAACCCAGUCACACCCCAAUUAUUGUUACACAUAUAAACCAAAAUGCAUUUUUAAAAAUUACAUGAACGAGUCAUACAAGUUACAUGAAGACAAAAUGGAUUACUUCUUUACCUUUUGCCAAAACGUGGACGAAAAUUUUCUGCAGAAAUUCUGCUCAAAAAGAGGAAGCAAAGUGGGGAGAGCCGAUGGCGCAGAGCGAUGCAAAAAAAGUGAAACCAUCGAGGAGGCCUACGUGACGUCCAACUUGUUUUUGGAGUCGAACAUUUUUAGUGGUUCCAGGGCUGAGCGGCAUACCGGGGAGCGCUCGGAGGAGCCUACUAACGAUGGCACUGUCAAGCACAGCGACAAGCACGUGGAUCCCGAGGGCGAACUGUUUUGCGAUGUCCAAGUCAAACCGCAUUUUUUCUCCACCUACCGGGAGAAAAAUCACGUGUCGUAUUACCUGUUAAACAUCCUGGACACAACCCCAAAGUGUUUUCUGCACAAAGACAAUCCCUACAACGUGUACGAACCCGUAGUUCAGCGCGCGCAGAAUUACCUCUCCGCCUUUGAGCACCCCUUAGCGUACUUCAACAAGGCUAUUUACAAAUACCUGAGGGAGUACUAUGGAGAUUGCCCCGAUCACGUGAGCGCUCACCAAAAUGGGAAACAUGACAAUAAUGAAGGAGAGGACAACAGUAUUAUGGAAAAGGACAAAGGAAAAACACUAGACGUGGUGAAUCUCAUGCAGCACGAAGAAUUGAAGAGCUACUUCCACUAUAUCAACUCGUAUGUCGAUGUCUUGUACUCAAACCAACACGUCAUUAACAGCCAUUUUGUGAGACUCCUAAAUUGUGUCCACCUCCUGACCCACUUAAAAAAAAGGAGGAAGAGAAAAAAAUACAUAAAAAAAAAAAUAGAAAAAUUGGAAAAGGAACAACAGGUGGAAAAAGAAGACGUACAAGUGAAGGAAGAACUCUGUGAUGAAAGUUUCGCAAGGCCAAAAAUUCUAAUCCUCUGUGGAUUUAGGCACAUGGCAAAGGAGUACACCGAUUUAAUCAUACACAUGUUAACACCCACAGAGGUGAAAAAUAAAAACAGAUUUAUUAACGAAUAUGAUAUAACUGAUGAAGAAAAAAAAUGCAUCCGAGAUGUCUUCCUAAAGAAGAGAAAAACCAUGGAUUAUAUAAAUUUGUACAGAGGAAACAACGACGACUGUUUCAGGCUUGGAAUUAAGCUGCUCGACGAUGAGAAAAAAAUACAACUGUAUAGCCCAUUCUAUGACAGUGACAUUUUAAUAACCUCCCCGCUUGGAUUGGAAAUCAUGAUUAAGGAGCGUCAUGGAGAUGCCGAAGAAAAAAUCGGGAUGGCAAGUGAAGACUCCUCCGAGGGAGACGCAUGGGGGUAUGAGGAAAAAGGUACAUCACAAAAGGGGAAGGGGAAAAACCGAAACAAGCAAGGCAAUGCGAAAAAAAAAAAAAAUGACAAAAAAAAAAAAAAACUUUACGAAUACGACUUUCUCUCUUCUAUCGAAAUUUUAAUCAUCGACCAAGCAGAUAUCAUUUUAAUGCAAAACAUUUUGACGUUAAAGAAUGUGCUAAAUUUUGUGAACAAACCUUUGCUCAGAUGGGGAAGUGCUAACAUAAAUCGAAUCGCCAAGUAUGUCAUAAACGGCUACAUGAAGAACUACAGACAAACCAUAAUUACCUCCAACAUUUUGGACACAACGUUCAUUUCGCUAAUUCAGUCGGCGACAAAUUACAGAGGCUUCCUAAAACUGUUCAUGAAAGGGGCAGACACGGAGGGGGAUAGGGAACAUGGCCAACUGGGCGAUGAUAAUGAUGGGCGACGCAAUGAUGGGGGAAGUGGAAAACUGCCCACCGUGGAUGAUCCCAGUCUCUCCUGCAAAACGAUCUUGCUAAGCGUAAGAAACCACUUCCACACAAAUCAGUAUUUCAAAAAAAUUGAGUGCACACACAUUCUCCAAAUAGAGGAAAACAUCAUACAGUUUUUCGCCACAAACGUAAUUGACAUACUCACAAAUAUUAAGCAGCUCCUCAUUUUUUUACCCACAUAUAUUGAAUACCUUCGCAUACACGAAAUUUUAAAAAAAAAUGACAUUUCUUUUAAAGGGGUGAAUGAAUAUACAAAUGAAAAAAAAAUUGCAAAAAUUCAAAAGCUUUUUAAACAUGGAAGAAUAAACAUCUUACUGGUUACUGGUCGUUUGGUUUUUUACGAGAGAUGUACCUUCAGGGGGGCCAACCACGUCAUUUUUUUUUCUCCCCCCAAAUUUAUUUUUAUGUACUAUGAAAUGAUUAAAAAUUUAGUCCCGUCCUCAAAUUCGUCCUCCAUUUGUUAUUAUACAAAAUAUCAUACAUACGAGUUGGAACGUAUCGUGGGGCAAAAACUGGCCAUGCAGUUGAUGCGGGAGAAGCCCGGAAAAAUUACUCUCUUUAAGUGA